GAAUCAGUUUCUGUACCACACGAAAGGGAUAAAAAGGCAGGAUUCGGGCGGGGUGCUUAUAACUCUAGUUAUUAGUUUUUAAAAAGUAUUUUGGUUUUGUAAACUAGAGAUUCAAUGUCGGGUCGAGGAAAGCAAGGAGGUAAAGUGAGGGCAAAAGCUAAAUCCCGUUCUUCGCGAGCAGGGUUACAGUUUCCUGUAGGUCGUGUGCACCGUCUACUACGCAAAGGUAAUUAUGCUGAGAGGGUGGGGGCUGGUGCCCCGGUUUACAUGGCCGCGGUGCUGGAGUAUCUGACCGCUGAAAUACUGGAGUUGGCUGGCAACGCUGCGCGAGACAACAAGAAAACCAGGAUCAUCCCCCGUCACCUGCAGCUCGCCAUCCGUAACGACGAGGAGCUCAACAAACUGCUGGGGAAAGUCACUAUUGCGCAAGGUGGUGUCUUGCCCAACAUCCAGGCUGUGUUACUGCCUAAAAAAACAGAGAGCCAUAAAGCAAAGAGCAAGUAAAAGUAACGGUAUAUUAAAUCAACCCAAAGGCUCUUUUCAGAGCCACCCACAGUAACAAAAAAAGAGUUGAGUUUCUAAUAUACGAACAAUUUUCUGCUUUAGAAAAAAAGAUGUUCUGCGUGUCGCUUCAAUCCUGGUUUACUUUUUUAUUAAGUGAAAUAAUUUUUCUGGAGUGAUUUGGUCGAAACUGCCUCUUUAGUUUUAUUGAUAAAAAUUCAUCUGCCGUGUUCCUAUUCUGAAUAGACUACGGGACUGAGGAAGCUGUUUUACAAGCCGACCAACUGAUAAUGUAUACUUGCUCGCCCCUUCUCUCUAAAACAUUCUGUUGACGGUGCUGACGUUUCCACAUAGUUGAAAUGGACCAAUACAGGAUACAGCGCGAAGGCAGCAUUUCUCCUAAAGUGAAUAUUCCUGGUGAGAUGAGCAGAUCUGAUUUACAUAAUUGUAGCAACCUUAUUCAUCUCUUUGGAGUCUGCAGCAAAUUCUGACCAAUCAGCUUCUGACACAUAAUAUUCUACUCCUGUUUUCUCGUCAGCGUUCGCAGCCAUUUUCCAAAGCUGCAACAUGGAGAAUUAAUGUAAUACACGUGUAUUCAAAAGAUCAGGAGUACUCACGUGUUCCAGGAGGCUAUAUUGUUUUCAUCCGCUCAAAAAUACUCAGAUUCUGAAUGCCUGGUAUUUUUUUCUGUAUUAACAAUACAUUUUCAGUGCUAAUUUUAAGUGCUUGCAGAGUGACUGCCUGCUAAAAAAAGAAGGACUUUGUUUCUCCUCUCCUUUUCUCCUGCCCCCUGCCUGGUGCCAUACAAGUGAAACAACUAUCCCUGCUACAGCUGAUGUGGGAAAGGGUGAGACUGUCCACUGAUUAUAUUAAAAUCAGGAAAAAACAGCAUGAAACUAUCAGUCAGAAUGCUGACUGACUUUGAAGACCAACAUGUAUGUCCUAUCGUAUCAAAACCAGAUGAUUUUACGCUUUUUGUUUUUGUCUCAAUUCUGUUUCAAUUCCAUCCUGUCAGUGACCAGGACAAAAAGAAUGGAAAGCCACAGGACACGCAUUUCCAGUUAAUUGUCCCUACAUAAUGUUUUAUAUAUGGAUUUUUGUUGGCUACUUAUUGCAGCUGAUCAGUUGUUUUAAGUCAAAUAAAAGUGUUUGCUUGCAGUA
Messenger RNA from Chelonoidis abingdonii (Abingdon island giant tortoise), 1662 nucleotides. RefSeq names its product histone H2A.J. NCBI's taxonomy places the organism in Eukaryota, Metazoa, Chordata, Testudines, Testudinidae. Gene Ontology annotation, cellular component: nucleosome. Gene Ontology annotation, molecular function: structural constituent of chromatin; protein heterodimerization activity; DNA binding. The record is from RefSeq and is a predicted model, not a curated record.